Messenger RNA from Menidia menidia (Atlantic silverside), 2719 nucleotides. The record is from the annotation of a GenBank genome assembly. NCBI's taxonomy places the organism in Eukaryota, Metazoa, Chordata, Actinopteri, Atheriniformes, Atherinopsidae.
GAGAAGUGGGGAGGGAGGUGGAGGGUUCUUAAGAAGGAGGGAGGAAAAUCGCUGAAGGGCACUAACAGACCAACCCACUACAAGUUCAGUCCUGCCCUCAUCCGUUCCCACAUCACACUCUCACGCGGCUGUGGUAGAGGCUGUGACCGAGCGUGCCCGUGUCCUCUCUCCUCCGGCCGUGGGAUCGGUCUGAGCAAAAGUUUGUCUGGACAUUUCCAGCGGAGUCUUUUUCAUGCGCGGUUGGCUCUCAUCGCCUCCUAGCGUGCCUCCCGGGAAUUGAGACCGAGAAAAAAGAUUUGUGGAGGAAAAUUCUCAAAGCACAGGAAAUCCUUUCAGAUCGAGUCAAAAAGUCUGCUUGUUUCCCCCCCUGCAUACAUACGUGACGAGACACGGAAGAAUGAGCAGCCGCAGGACUAUUUGACGUCUCGUCUUAUGAUCUGAUUUUCAAAAACGGAAAAGACUCAGAAAGAAAAGAUCGACUUCUCGGGGUUCCCCCUGCUAUCACCAUCCGCCAUCCCCAUGUCUCCCUCUGAAGGAAUCUCUCGGAUGUUCCGCGACUACCAGAGCAAUGCCGUCAUCAAAGAGCACUACAACUACACGGGCAAGCUGAACGAGGGCAAGUACACCCAGGGACUUAAACCCGAGACGGUUGCUUUCCUCCUGGUCUGCCUGCUCAUCGUGGCGGAAAACGCCGUGGUGCUUCUGGCCAUCUGGAAGAACAAGAAAUUCCAUGUGCCCAUGUACUAUUUACUGGGCAAUUUGACUCUCUCGGACCUGCUGGCGGGUUUCACCUACAUGGUCAACCUCAUGACGUCCGGGGCGAACACCUUGAAGCUGACCCCCGUGCUGUACUUCCUGCGGGAGGGCGGCGUGUUCAUCAUGCUGGCCGCCUCGGUCAUCAGCCUGCUGGCCAUCGCCAUCGAGCGCCACGUCACCAUGGUGAGGAUGAAGCCGUACCAGGGGGACAAGCAGGGCCGGAUGUUCGCCUUGAUCGGGGCCAGCUGGGUGCUGUCCGUCUUCCUGGGCGUGCUGCCCGUCCUGGGCUGGAACUGCAUGGGCCGGCUUGACCAGUGCUCCACCGUCCUGCCGCUCUACGCCAAGAGCUACAUCCUCUUCUGCGUCAGCGUCUUCAGCGCCAUCCUCAUGUCCAUCGUGGUGCUCUACGUCCGCAUCUUCCGCAUCGUCAAGUUCAACACGCAGCGCCUGGCCUCCGUCCCGCAGCGGAAAGGCCUGUACCGGAAGUCCCAGAAGUACAUGGCGCUCCUGAAGACGGUCACCAUCGUCCUGGGGGUCUUCAUCGCCUGCUGGCUCCCGCUUUUCGUCCUCCUCCUGCUGGACUUCUGCUGCCCGGUGAAAGGCUGCAAGGUGCUCUUCAAGGCGGACUACUUCCUGGGCAUCGCCAUGUUCAACUCGCUCCUCAACCCCAUCAUCUACACGCUGACCAGCAAGGACAUGAGGAAGGCCAUCCUCCGGCUGCUGUGCCGGCCCUGCCUGAUGACCAGAGACGGGCAGGUGAAGAAGAUCGGGAUGCCCUUCCUGGACUGCAGCACCAGCAAAACGGACGCGGCCUCUCACAGGCUGGAGGGGCUGGAUACCACCGUGUCCACCGGGAACUGUACCCCCUCCACCAUCAAGGCCAUUUACCCCAGGAUGGUUAGGACAUGACACGGGGGGGUCAAAGCUCUAAUGACUCAAACCCCUAAACCUCAGAUGUGGUCAAGACUGGGAGAUAAACAUGGGAAGGGGCAAGUUUUCGCGUUGCACUUUGAAUCCACCCCUCGUUGACAACUCAAGACGUCCAAACUGGGAGAAAUAUAUUUUUCGGUGAAGCAUUUCGUUUUUUUUUAUAUCAUGUUUUUUUGGUAUAUUUCCUACAAAUAUGAAAAUCGUAAAUACCUGCGCCCUUUGUCGCAGCUUCAUGCAGCAUUACGUCUUUUUUACUUUUGUAGUAAGGCCAGUUUUUGUCCGAGGACGUUCCCUCUGCUAUAAAAAGUGACAGCUCAUCUUCGUGUUUGCGCACGAGGAGAAACCAAAAAAGCCUGCACAGAUGUUUUACAUAAAUAGUCCUAGUCCGUGCAUCUGACAGGAGUGGGGAAAGCCCGAAGCGUGAGCUUGUACCGGUUAUCUCCUCCCGCUUUUGUAGCCUGUAAUGAUAAGCUGCAUGCUGCUGCAAACCCGGGGAGCGUCCACACCCAAAACCCACGUAAUUUCUGCCAUGUGAGUUUCUGGUCAUCAGAGGCCCGGCGAGGACGUCAGACGGAGGGGGCCGAGCCGGGUGGUUUUUUUUCGCAGCUCCGGAGGUCCCUUUUAACAUAUGUAGCAACACACGAUAAAUGCCUUAAAGCAAUAAAAAGCUGACAGCCCGAGACUUGUCAACGCCUCCUGGGUUUAUAACGGGUUUGCAGUACGGCGGGCAAAAAGUUACGGCCUGCCAGACCACUUAUCUGUUCGAGGAGAGCUCGUUUUUCUUCCACGAAAUGAUCUGUGUUUCCUCUUUUACUGCGUGCAAAAGCGCAGGCCCCAGAUAACAGCGGCAUUCAAUCAAAACCCAAACAAAUGAGCGGGCGUAGAAGUAAUACUGUACAGAAAUGUAAAGAUAAGAUAUCUAUUUACCUGUGUUUAGUAAAGUAUAAACUCUGAGCUGUGUAUUGUUUUUUGUAAAACCCCUCACUUAAGUUAUGAUGCCAGUUUUCAAUGUGCACUGAUUAAAUAUAUGUGA